CAGAGCUAAUGUGAUUCAUUCAAGGAAGAGUGGGGACAAUUACCAGCAACUUGUUCACGUUUUGCCUUGGAUAGCCCAAGCUGAAAACCCCGGCUGAGAAUGACCCAGCAAAUGCACAACCUGAGCCUCCUGCAGAGCAAAAAGCACAGCAUGCCCUCGUCGCCCAGCGCUGCCAAGCGCCUGUACCGGAACCUGUCGGAGAAGCUGAAGGGCAGCCACACGUCCUUUGACGAGGCCUACUUCAGGUCCCGCUGCGACCGCCUCAGCCUCCGCAAGGCCUCCAUGAAUUUCCAGUGCAAUGAAGCUAUGUUUGAGGCCGUAGAGCAGCAGGACCUGGAUGCUGUUCAGAUUCUUCUUUAUCAAUACACCCUGGAGGAACUGGACCUGAACACACCAAACAGUGAGGGACUCACUCCUUUGGAUAUUGCCAUUUUGACAAACAACGUCCCCAUUGCCAGGACCCUUCUGCACGUUGGGGCAAAGGAAAGCCCACACUUUGUGACCGUGGAGAGCAGGUCUGUGCACCUGAGCACGCUGGUGCAGGAGGCCCAGCAGAGAGUGGCGGAGCUAUCAGCGCAAGCAGCGAGUGAAGGGCUGGGCACGGAGAGCGCCGAGAGGGAGAAGCAGCUCAAGGGCUGGCAGUGGCGGGCCAGACUCUACCAGCGCAUGCAGGCCGGCUACGAGCAUGCCCGAGCCCCCGAGGCGCCAACCAAUGUCUGUCUCAUGGUAACGAGCAGCACAUCACUCACUGUCACCUUCCAAGAACCCCUCAGUGUCAACUCAGCUGUGGUGACCAAGUAUAAAGUGCAAUGGAGCUCUUCAGAAGACUUUUCUCCUUUGGCUGGGGAAAUAAUCAUGGAUAAUCUUCACUCUUUGAGGUGCUCCAUCACAGGUCUCAGGACGGGCCAGAGAUAUUAUGUCCGUGUCUCAGCAUACAACAUGAGAGGAUGGGGACCUCCAUGCAGAUCUACUCCUGAAUAUGCUUCUCCUUCAAACUGGAAAGACUGCAGUGGAAGAGAGCCCCGGCACAGGGGACACACAGAGGCCCUGGAACGCCUCCUGCAGCAGGUCCGAGCAGCUCAUCAGCACCACAACUGCAGAGAAAGUUCUAAAUUACAAAAUGCUGGUCGCAAGCAAUCGGUUUCCAGAAGCCUGAAGCACCUUUUCCAUUCAUCAAACAAGUUUGUGAAGACUCUGAAACGGGGACUCUACUUAUCUGUUAUACUUUUUUACAAAGACAAUUUGUUAGUAACCAAUGAAGAUCAGAUCCCAAUUGUGGAAAUCGAUGACUCUCACAGUAGUUCAGUUAUGCAGGAUUUCCUGUGGUUCACAAAGCUGUCUUGCAUGUGGGAUGACAUCAGGUGGCUGAGGCAGAACAUGGCAGUGUCCGUGUCCUCCUCCACAGCACUCCAGGCCAGGCAGAAGAUGCUCUCAGCAGCAGCACAGCUACAGAAUUUGCUGGGAACUCACAAUUUAGGCAGAGUUUUUUAUGAGCCAAUCAAGGAUCGACAUGGCAAUAUGCUGAUAGUUACUGUAAGAGAAGUGGAGAGUCUGUACUCAUUUUUUAAUGGCAAAUGGAUGCAGGUAUCCAAACUACAAAGCCAGAGGAAAUCCCUCUCAACUCCAGAGGAGCCAACAGCAUUAGACAUCUUGCUUAUAACAAUCCAGGACAUACUUUCCUAUCACAAACGAAGUCAGCAGCGCCUCCCUCCCGGCUUGUAUCUGGGUUACCUUAAACUCUGCAGCUCUGUGGAUCAGAUCAAAGUGCUUGUGCUGCAGAAGCUGCCCAAUGUCCUGUGUCACGUCAAAAUCCGAGACAACAGCAACGUUUCCAAAGAUGAGUGGGAAUGGAUCCAAACACUUUCUGGCUCAGAAUCCGUGGAAAGUAUGGAUCAUGCUUCAGACUGCCCUACUCAAUUGUUCUUGUAUGAGCUCCAGACAGCAGUGAAAGCUCUCCUCAAACAGAUCAAUCUACCUCUGCAUCAGGCUAAGCACUUCCGUCUGUACACACAGGAGGUGUUGGAACUGGGUCACAAUGUCUCCUUUCUUCUCCUGCUCCCCGCCUCAGACGACGUCUGCACUGCCCCAGGACAGAAUAAUCCUUACACCCCACACUCAGGAUUUCUUAACCUCCCUCUUCAGAUGUUUGAACUUGCUCAUUUUUGCUGUUACAAGGAAAAAUUUAUAAGCCUGUAUUGCCGCCUUUCUGCUGUCAUAGAGCUGGACUCUCUGAAAACCCAGCAGUCCCUGAGGGAAGCAAUUUCAGACAGUGAAGUAGCUGCAGCCAAACAAAGACACCAGCAAGUUAUAGACUACAUACAGCAAAUUGAUGAGAUCUGGAGGGACAUGAGAUGGAUCACAGAAGCACUGCAGUAUGCAAGAUACAAGCAGCCAGCAGCAGGCCUGCCCAUAAAGAAACUUGUGGAUCUUUCAGAAGAGCACUCUCAAAAGAAAAUGAGCUCCACCUCUUCACAUCUAGAUUGUCUUCCUUCACCUCCCUCUUCUCCUGAGCCUAGAAUCCAGAGGAGAAAAGCUAUGAGUGACUCCCAGCCCUGCUCGGAUGAAGAAGGCUGCUCCGAGGUCUUCCUCCCAACCGACAGCGACUACGACUCCAGCGAUGCCUUGAGCCCAAGGGAGUUAGACCUGAUUUACUCCUCAUCCCAGGACAUCUCCCAGCAGGCUGGCAGUGUCCUGGGUGGCAGUGCACCCAACGUGCUCCAAGCCCACGACAUGAAGCCCUGCCUGGCACUGAGGGAAGGCCUGACAGAGUGCGGAGUCGUGGACACCAGUGCUGAAUGUUGCACAGAGCAGAUGAGCAGUCUGACAAUGUCAGAGCUUACACCAAAAGGCACGGACAAGUCCUCCGGCUCCAAGCAGCCACUGGGCUUUUUAGGGAAAAAAAAGUUGGGGAAACACCAGCAUUACAACUACUUCAGCCGGCAGCACCGCUGGCUGCGUGUGCACAGCGAGACUCAGGCGGGCUCUCUGUCAGAAGGUGUCUACACCCAGCAUCUCAUGAGAUCUCCAGAUUUGUCUCAAGAACCUACCUCCAGCGAGCAGGGGACCUUUCCCAUCGAUGGGUCUCGGGGCACUUCCGUACCUCAUGCAUCCAGCCUUCCAGAGGAUGGAAAAGGCAAGUAUGAGGAACCAAGGCAGGAUGUGCACAGGAUACACGUGGAGCCUUAUGAAACAAGACUUCUGGAUGAAGAGAGUGAGUCCUGGGCGAUGGGCACAGACUCUGUAGAACACACAGAUGUGCACAGUGCUAUGCAACAGAUCCCGGGGCCAGAGGAGCAGUCGGGUUCUGCUGUCCCAGAAGUUUUCAGCAGCACCCUUUAA
This is a messenger RNA of Onychostruthus taczanowskii (white-rumped snowfinch), 3339 nucleotides long. RefSeq names its product ankyrin repeat and fibronectin type III domain containing 1 (gene ANKFN1). Gene Ontology annotation, molecular function: protein binding. Gene Ontology annotation, biological process: establishment of mitotic spindle orientation; regulation of establishment of bipolar cell polarity. The record is from RefSeq and is a predicted model, not a curated record. The transcript has 18 exons. Bases 100 to 3339 code for a protein of 1079 amino acids. Lineage: Eukaryota; Metazoa; Chordata; Aves; Passeriformes; Passeridae. Gene Ontology annotation, cellular component: spindle.